AUUGGUAAUCCUGUUCUAAAAAUGAUAGUGAAGUUAUCUGUGCUUUAUCUGUCAGUUGUAUAUUUUUUAACUGAAAGACUAUGAUACCAAUUAGAUAAAAACACCUUUGUAAAUAGUUGUAGUGUAAUGAUUGAAUUUUAUAAAAUAUGAUUGCCUGGGUAACUUCUUAAAGAAAGUGUCGUUAUAUGUACAAUAAAGUAGUAUCUAGUCAGGAUAUAAAAAUAUCCAUUGUUAUACCAUAUUUGUAUAUAGUAAUAUGCAAUGGACCAAAUAAAGAUUCCAAAGGUAGAAAACGUUCGCUUAUUGGAAAAGUAUAGUAAUAAUCAUUCUAUAGGUACAUUAUAUUUAACCUUAACACAUCUUAUAUUCAUAGAACGAAAUGGUAAAAAAAAAAUAUGGGUUUUAUAUACUCAUAUAUCCAACAUAGAAAAACAACCUUUGACUACUACAGGAUCACCCUUAUAUAUUAAGUGUAAACAUUUUUAUAUUGUUACUUUUGUUAUACCUAAGGAACGUGACUGCCAUGACAUUUAUCUUACAUUACUAAAACUGUCUUGCCCAGCAAAUUUAGAGGAUCUUUAUUGCUUCAGUUAUCAAGAAAUAUUACCGCAACAUGUUGGUUGGAACUUUUUUAACGUACAAAGUGAAUUUCAAAGACAAGGAGUACCAAAUGAAGAAUGGUCUCUUUCAUACUUGAAUACUAAUUACGAGCUUUGUGAUACAUACCCAAAAUAUAUAUAUGUUCCAAGCACUUGUGCAGACAACAUUUUAUUAGGUAGUGCAAAAUUUAGAAGUAGAGGAAGGCUUCCUGUAUUAACAUAUUUACAUUCAAAUAAGGCUGUUAUCUGCCGUUGCAGUCAACCACUUUCAGGAUUUAGUGCACGAUGUCCCGAGGAUGAAUUAAUUAUGUAUUAUAUACUUUGUACAAAUCCUAAUUCAAAGUAUAUGUAUGUUGUUGAUACAAGGCCACGUAUUAAUGCUUUUGCAAAUCGGGCAGCAGGAAAAGGAUACGAAAAUGAAAAUUUCUAUGAUAAUAUAAAGUUUCAUUUUUUUGGGAUUGAAAAUAUACAUGUCAUGAGAACAAGUUUGAACAAGCUUAUAGAAUUACAAAGGACGACAUCAAUGAGUGCAUUUUUAAAUGGUUUAGAAAGCAGUGGAUGGUUAAAGCACAUUCGUUCUAUAUUAGAAACUGCCUGGUUUAUUGCACGAGCAGUUUUUGGUGGCGUGAGCGUAGUAGUACAUUGUAGCGAUGGUUGGGAUCGUACAGCGCAAGUAUGUUCUCUGGCUGCUUUACUUUUAGAUCCGUAUUAUAGAACUAUUCAAGGAUUUCAGGCAUUAGUAGAAAAAGAUUGGUUAUCAUUCGGUCAUAAGUUCAGUGACCGCUGUGGUUAUAUUAGUAGCGACGGCAAAGAAUUAGCACCGAUAUUUACUCAAUUUAUAGAUGCAACUUAUCAAUUACUACAGCAAUACCCUCAUAAAUUUCAAUUCAAUGAAUUUUUUCUUUUAACACUUCAUGACCAUGUUCAUAGCUGUCAAUAUGGAACAUUUAUUGGAAAUUCUGAAAAAGAAAGGCAGACUCUUAGAUUAUCAGAAAGAACGUAUUCUUUGUGGGGAUAUGUUGCAAAUAAUACAAACGAGUAUAUCAAUCCACUAUAUGAAUGUAAACAUUGGAAUGAUGAUUCUAAUGAUGUUCUCCAGCCAAAAUUAGCGCCACAAAAUAUUAUCAUUUGGAGAGGAUUAUAUUUUAGAUUUGAGAAUGGUAUUCAUCCUAGAGAGGCACACGAAGAUAUGUUAUUGACAAUUCACGAUCAUAGUAGUUCUUUAGAAGAUCACGUUAAACUUCUUGCAAAGAGAGUUAAUUCUUUGAGUCAAUUAUUAAAUUUAAAUAACGUACAAAAAAUAAAUAUUCAAGGUAAACAUAAAUUUGAUAACAAAUAUGUCAAAGAAUCUUUAUCUGAAACUAUUAAGGAAAAUGUUAAUCACGAUGAAAAAAUGAAAAAUAAAGAAAAAGCAAGCCAAAUUGAGAAUGAGUUAAAAACAGUUGCCAUAGAAUGGAAGUCAUCUCGUAAUAUGGAGGAAUGUACUUGUUCGACUACAUUUGAUGCUUUUAAUAGGAAGCAUCAUUGUUGGUCUUGCGGGAAUGUACUAUGUACACGAUGUAUGGGUACGCAUGAUGUCUUAACUGGACAUCUAUCACAACGUGCUGUACCUGUUUGCAAAUCAUGUUCUCAAAAUUCUGGUAGUUCUUCGAUUAGUCCUUGAUUGUACCACAUGAAAUUGAUAUUUACAUGAAUUUGCAAAACUAAAAUAAGAGAUACUUCAUCAAAGAAAUCAAUAAUUAAUAAUUAUACCAUCUUGUCAAAUAAAUUUAUUUUAUGCAGAAUGUGAGAGAAAUAUCAGAUUAAAUAGUUGAAAUUUAAAUCAUCUGUAUUGCAAAUUGUAAAGGUAUUUUAUUUAUUUGAUUUCAGAUAUAUUUAUUUGUAAGAACUCUACAUUAAUUAAGAUUAUUAUAAAAUUUUUAUUUCCACAAUUAAAAUGAUCUAUCUUUUUGACAGAAAUCAGUAAUAUUUCGUAUUAAGAAUAUAUCGAAUCUCGUUACUAAGAUUAAUGAACAGACAAUGUUAAACUUGUAAGAAUAUUACAAAAAAAUCUAUAUAAGAAGUGGAAAUUCUUUUUCUUGUAUUUAGGCUAUAUGGCAUUUAAGACAAUUUUUCAGACUUUAUUAAAUGGAUACAUGAACUAAAAAUAUUAUUAUCUCAAAUAAAAUGAUAUUAAAUGUAUAUUAUAAUAUUGUAAGUAAAAUGCUAAUAAUAAUAAAAGAAAAUUAUUCGUGA
Messenger RNA from Vespula pensylvanica (western yellowjacket), 2834 nucleotides. RefSeq names its product myotubularin-related protein 6 (gene Mtmr6). Gene Ontology annotation, molecular function: phosphatase activity; metal ion binding. The record is from RefSeq and is a predicted model, not a curated record. Gene Ontology annotation, biological process: dephosphorylation. The transcript has 13 exons. The coding region runs from base 262 to 2262 and encodes 666 amino acids. NCBI's taxonomy places the organism in Eukaryota, Metazoa, Arthropoda, Insecta, Hymenoptera, Vespidae.